UAGUACUAGAAGGACCUCUGAGAGUCUACGUUCGUGAAAUUACUUGUAAUGAGGAAUGCAGUGAAAUGGAAAUCACAUUUUAUGUCAAUUUGAAUGGCCAAUGCUCAAAGACCAAAGUCACUGGGUAUAAGCAAGCAGAUGGCUCUUACAGAACCCAAUAUGAAGGUGACAACAAAUAUGAACUUACGUAUUUAACAGCAACGCAUGCAGUCUUUAAGAGUAAGAAUGUGGAUAGAGCCGGCACAGAAACAAACUUGAUUUUUAUUCUUGGAAAAGGUGAGCCUUUGACUGAAGAAGCACAUAGAAAAGUUGAGGCUUAUGUUGAGAAACACAACAUUCCAUCAGAAAACCUUCAAGAUGUUCUGGCUACAGAUACUUGUCCCAUGUAAAGACCUUCUGUAGAGGACAACCGGAUGACAAUUAUACAUCAUAUCCUCUUGACCAUGGAAUUAGUAUCACAUAUAAAUCACCAUUUCUU
Molecule: messenger RNA, 478 nt
Organism: Peromyscus leucopus (white-footed mouse)
Lineage: Eukaryota; Metazoa; Chordata; Mammalia; Rodentia; Cricetidae
Product: odorant-binding protein-like
Exons: 6
Coding region: 66-389 (107 amino acids)
Source: RefSeq, a predicted model, not a curated record